AUGGGGUUCCUUGAUGAUAUUAAAGCGUUCGUCCACUCAGUAACCACCAACGAUCACUAUGCUUCUUAUGAUUCCCCUUACAGGUCCCAAAAUAACGACGAUGACAGUUUGGCUGGUGCUUCAAUUGGAGCACAUCCAAAUGGUUCAGCAAUAAACUUGAAUGCUGACAUGAACGCAUCUAGACUGUCAUUGCAAGACUCUGCUGCCGGUGGCUUCUACAGACCAGGUUUGAGGUCAUCACAAAGUCAAUUAGGCCAAGACGUGCAGCUUCAGAAUUUCGAUGCUGAUGGAUUACCUCCCUUACCUUCAAUAGAUUCGUUGUGGGAUCGUAUUGAGCACUGGAUUGAUGAAGAAUACCCUGAAUUGGAUGACAAUUUGAACGAUGGUGUUACCUCGGCCGAUUUGAAUGAAUUUUUACGAGAUUUAAAGUGUGGUUCAAGGAGUCUACCUGAGGACUUUAGACAGUUUUACAAAAGGCACGAUGGUCAAUUGAGAGGCGGAAAACCAACAGGAUUGAUUAUGGGAUUGGUUUUAUUGGAUUUGGAGAGUAUUGUAGAGGAAAACAUUCUUUGGAACAAAGUCGCUGAAAGAAUUGAAAGACAACAAUACACGUCACAACAUCAGCAGAAACAAACUGAUGUGAAAGAAGGCAGUCUGCAGCAGCUUCAGAGACAAGGUGGCGGUACCUUUAUCACUAAUCAGAGGUCCAUUCCACCCAAUUCAAUCCAACCAAAUUACUACAACAGAGGAUGGGUAAUAUUGCUCAAGGACAACAUUGGAAACCAAGUUGCCAUGGAUUUGAAUCCAGGAACAAAUGGUACAUGGGGUCAAAUAAUUUUGUUUGGACGUGACUUUGAUACAAAGUUGGUUGUUGCUCGCAGUUUACAAGAGUUUAUUUUUGAGUUCACGACUGAUUUGGAAUCGGGAAAUUUCUUGAUUGAUUCUAGUGAGUACCAAGAAGAAUUGGGGUUCUUGUCGUCGGAUAGAGAUGGUGAUUUCGUGAUUGGUGACGAGGAUGAAAACCAAGGUGAGUUGAGCUUUUAUGACAGAGAUGGCAAGGAAUUUGGUAAAGAUGGAACCAGAGGCAGACCCAAUUACAUUGAAAUCUUGAAGAAGAGAGCUUUGAAAAAGUAUGGUUUGACCGAGAAUUUCCAAACUGCAUACCAACCACCAAAACCUAUUAAAAAAGUUCAUGAGUCAGGUAGGAACAGUCCAUACUUGACUCAAUCCAGAAGUGGUUCCAAUGUGAAUUUGAAAACACCAUUUUCGAAAAACAAUUCCGCAACGAGUUUGAAUGCAGUCCAGGGAAAGAAUAAACCGGCUGUAUCCAGUCCGUUGGUCAAUCUUGACAAUAAUUCGAGCUCAUUCACUAUACCCAAGGAAACUAUAAUUGAUGGUAAGCUGAAGACAGAGCAAUCGAAGGUUGAAGAUAAAAAGGAUGAGAAGAAAGAGCAACCUUUAGAAAAUGAGUUCCAAGAUUUGAGUAUUGAGAAACCAAGCGAAGAUACUGCUUCCAAAGCAGAUGCUACAGAAGCUGCAGUGACAGAGAAGGCAGAGCCGGUAGAGGGGGAGGCAGAAGAUACAUCAGAGAAAGCUGAUGAUCUAGAAGCUUCGGCAAAGACUGGCUCAGCACAGGACGGCGAAGAAGAUCAAGAGGAGCAACUCGACGAAGAUGACGGAGCUGAUGAUACAAAUACCGAUGCGGAAGCAGAGACCAAACCUUUGAGCAAGUCACAGAAAAAGAGACAAAAGAAAAAGGGUAAGAAGUAG
Messenger RNA from Lodderomyces theae, 1770 nucleotides. It is a transcript of the gene SMI1, whose product is annotated as Smi1p. The coding region runs from base 1 to 1770 and encodes 589 amino acids. Gene Ontology annotation, cellular component: mating projection tip. Lineage: Eukaryota; Fungi; Ascomycota; Pichiomycetes; Serinales; Debaryomycetaceae. The record is from RefSeq and is a predicted model, not a curated record. Gene Ontology annotation, biological process: regulation of fungal-type cell wall biogenesis; cell wall biogenesis. The transcript has a single exon.